Xyrauchen texanus (razorback sucker) is the source of this 6250-nucleotide messenger RNA. Its product is annotated as zinc finger protein 407-like. The record is from RefSeq and is a predicted model, not a curated record. Gene Ontology annotation, cellular component: nucleus. Gene Ontology annotation, molecular function: DNA-binding transcription factor activity, RNA polymerase II-specific; zinc ion binding; RNA polymerase II transcription regulatory region sequence-specific DNA binding. The transcript is spliced from 10 exons. Lineage: Eukaryota; Metazoa; Chordata; Actinopteri; Cypriniformes; Catostomidae. Gene Ontology annotation, biological process: regulation of transcription by RNA polymerase II. The coding region runs from base 949 to 4875 and encodes 1308 amino acids.
CUUAAAUAAACCAACAAGACUCAUUUACAAGAUUUUCUCCGUCACAAUAUAUCCUGGUGGUCAUUUUAAUAUAUUUUCUUUCAUUGUGUCACAUAAAGUGUCAAGUGAUACAAUUGUUUAACAGCAUUUUUUAAUCAUCAUUUAAUACCAUGGAAAAUGAAAUUGCCUUGUUUGUCCACCUCACUUGAGGGGUGCAUGGUUUUACAAAUGUUCUCAAACAGUCAUGGUUGUAAACACUCUUUUGAAAAGUUCAAUGGAUCCUUUAAAUGAAGCCUGCUGAAUAUUUCUAGAGAACAGACAGCAAAAUGGACUAUCCAAACCCAAAACGGAAAUUAAGACCUGGAAAGGACAUUUCAGAGGACAAGAGCUUACCUAAGAACAAGACCAAAGAUCCUGAUGCAGAAGACGUUUCACCUAAAACUGAUAAAGUAUCUGAUGAAUCAGGAAAUGGGUCUGUUGUAGAAGAAACUGAGCAUGCUGUUACAGCUACAGCAGAGGAACAGUCUGAUGAACAUGACUCUUCAGAAGUAACUGAUUCUUUGGUUUGUUCACUGUGCAAUUUUGUAGCAAAAACUCAAACUGCACUGAAAAUUCAUUCAAAAAGGAAACACUCUCAUAAGGAAGCAGGUUUACAGAUCGUCAAUGAAAAGAACUCUUACACAACUGCAGAAGGGAUGAUUUCCAUGCAGAAUAUAACAGCUUUACAAGAAAGCAACAACCAAACACAACUCUCAGAAUCUCAACUGGAAAACACUUCAAAGGAAGUGAACAAUGGCAAAGAACCAAAAGAGUACACAGUCGAAACAGUUAGCCAACACACACAUCAGCCUUUCCGAGACCAGUCUGUCACAUCAGAGAAGGUUGUUGGUACCUCUGAGGCUGGAAGAAGAAGUCCCACUCAGAUGCUGCUGGAAAUGGUGGAGCCCACCAAACGUAGACCUGUAAAGGAUGUUGAGGACACAAACAAGAUCCUUAAAGAUGGUGACAAUGCACAAGCAAUGUUGCAGUUUUGAUUCAGAAAGUAAGGUGGAAAGUAAAGAAAAUGGUGGUUUGGAAGGACACGAUGAGAACCAUAAAAGUCAAAGAUAUUUAAAGUCUAAAACUGCACAUGCAUGUUCUUACUGUGGACAUGAAUUCAGAGACAGACUCAGUCUGGACACACAUACCAAGAGGCGACACACUAAAGAAAUGAACUACUUCUGUGACUUCUGCAGCUAUUCUUGUGUUGCGAAGUGCGAUUAUGAGAAGCACUGCUCGAGCAACAAGCACAAAAAAAAGAUGUCAGAGAAACGGGAGACAUUGAUGCCCCAAGAAUUGGUUUCCCCACCACAUGUGGCAAGGAUGCCGACACGUUCUGCAGGUUUCUGGUCGCAGCUUCAGUGCAGUACGUGCAGCUUCACAGCCAACAGUUCAGUGAUGUUGGCGCAACACAUAAAAAUGCAUCAUCCAUCAGAGCACCGUUUCCAUUGCAGGGCCUGCGAAUACUACACCACCACGACACAGGCCAUGGAGAUCCACCUGUUAGAAGAAGCCCACCAACAGGUGGCCAAAAAGAAGAACAUUAGCCCUCUGUUUAAAGACUGUGUUGAGAAGAUCCUUGUGAUUCUCUCAGGUGAUAAAAGAGAGGAUGGACAAAUGGAUGACAGUGACACUCAUGAGGAGGUUCAGGUAGCAGACAAUGUGUCACCUGUAGCAGAGCCAGCCGAGGCUGUUGGUAACAAACGCAAGCGAGGCAGGCCAAAGACAUCUAACUUGACAGUUUGUAGUCAUUGUGGGCUUGUUGCUUCCAAUGCCACCAACCUUAGUGUGCAUAUACGACGCAGGCACAGUCGUCUCUACAGCUUUGUUUGCAAGCUGUGCAACUACUACUGCGUGACAAAAGGUGACAUGGACCGCCACUGUGAAACCAAAAAGCACAUCAACAAAAUGCAAGGAGCUGGAAGUGAAGGCACUGGUGUAGUUCUGCUAGAUGCCGAACAGCCAGGUCGGGCGAAGGAAGAUGAGGCAGAACUGGGCGACAAAGUAGCAGAGAUCGAGACGACUAUUGACGAUGUGGAUGAGAACACCCCAGGUGUACCUUGUAAGAAAAGCAAGUAUGACUUAAGUAACUCCUGCACUCAGUGUGACUUUGUCGCUCACUCGACACCAUCCCUUGCUCUCCAUGUGCGACGUAAGCACACAAAAGACUUUGAGUUUGUUUGUCUAGCGUGCAGCUACUACACUGUCACACGCAGAGAGAUGUUUCGGCAUGCAGCCACAGAGAAACACAAGCAGAAACGUCAGAGCUAUCUGGAGAGACAGAACCAAAGCACCAAUAAAGAUCCAGCUGAAUCCACCUGUGAUGACCAGGAGAUGCUUGAAGGAUCAGAACUGGGCUGUGAUGGUUCUGAUCUGACAGCUGAAACUGCCACAACUGAAGUUGCAGAUGAUUUGGCAAAUGGAGGUGUGAAGACCCGUACAAAUGAAGAAGAAGCAGAACAAGCAUCCGAUGAGAGCCAAGAAUCAUCAGCUAACCCAACUGACUCAGAUGCAUCUAAUGUAAUCCAGUCAGUGGUGACAGAGAAAGACACUGUGUUAGAGGACAUUGAGGAGGAAAACAUGUUUGAUGAGGAUGAAAUGGCUGACUUAGGAGGGGACAAUCCCUCUGGGCAGAAGCACCUUCUUGGCACGAUAGCAUUUGAUGCCUGCAUCUUUCCCUUAAAAGCCUUAGUAGAGCCCAAGCCACCACAGGCCAGAGAUCAGACGACAAGUGCAUCACCGCAUCAGGGUGUCAAAAAGCCUAAAACUGGGUCUGAGACAAAGACCACCACCCGAAAUACACACAUCCGCUGUGAGGACUGUGGGUUUUUGGCAGAUGGCUUAAGCGGCCUAAAUGUCCAUAUCUCCAUGAAGCAUCCAUCCAAGGAGAAGCAUUUCCAUUGCCUGCUCUGUGGGAAGUCCUUCUACACAGAGAGUAACUUGCAGCAGCACUUGAGCAGCGCUGCGCAUAUGCGCAAUGAGCAGGGAAGCAUCGAGGAUCUUCCAGAAGGAGGUGCCAGCUUCAAAUGUGUCCGAUGCAACGAGCCCUGCCAGACAGAGCAAGAACUGUUCAUUCACAUCAAAGAGAAGCACGAGGAGCUGCUGAGAGAAGUGAACAAGUAUGUGCUGGAGGACACAGAGCAGAUCAACCGAGAGCGCCAGGAGAACCAGGGCAGCGUAUGCAAGUACUGUGGCAAAGUCUGCAAGAGCAGCAACUCCAUGGCUUUCCUAGCUCAUGUUCGCACACACACAGGAUCCAAACCCUUCAUGUGCAAGAUCUGUAACUUUGCCACUGCUCAGUUGGGUGAUGCUCGCAACCACGUCAAGAGACAUCUGGGCAUGAGAGAGUACAAGUGUCACAUCUGCGGAUGGGCAUUUGUGAUGAAGAAACAUUUGAACACUCAUCUACUGGGGAAACACGGACUGGGCCAACCCAAAGAAAGGAAGUUUGAGUGUGAGUUGUGUGAGCGGAGCUUCAGUGAGAAAUGGGCUCUGAAUAAUCACAUGAAGCUGCACACGGGAGACAAACCCUACAAGUGCAGCUGGCCCUCCUGUCAUUACGCCUUCCUCACGCUUUCUGCUAUGAAAGACCACCAGAGAACACACACAGGAGAGAAGUCUUUCCUGUGUGAUCUUUGCGGGUUUGCUGGAGGCACUCGUCACGCCCUGACCAAACACCGUCGCCAGCACACAGGAGAACGGCCCUUCAAGUGUCAGCUGUGUAACUUUGCCUCGACCACACAGUCUCACUUGACACGUCACAAGCGCGUGCACACGGGCGAGAAGCCCUACCGCUGCCCCUGGUGUGAUUACAGAUCAAACUGUGCAGAAAACAUUCGGAAACACAUCCUACAUACGGGCAAACACGAGGGAGUGAAGAUGUAUAACUGCCCCAAGUGCAACUAUGCCACCAAUGGCCCCACGGAUUUCAGAAACCAUCUAAAGGAGACGCAUCCCGACAUCGAGAACCCAGACCUGGCCUACCUGCACGCUGGAAUCGUGUCCAAAUCAUUCGAGUGUCGUCUAAAAGGACAGGGUGCAGCGUUCGUGCAGGCAGAGGUGGCAUUUGCUCCUGACGAGAUCAAACUGAGUUCAGAGGGUGUUCAGCAGGUCAUUAUCAUUCAGGGUUACGGCGGGGAGGAGGUGGCCAUCGAUCAUGCACUGGAAGAGUCGGCCGCCGUCACGCUACAGACCCUCGCCAUGUCCAGCCACUUGGCUGAAGUGCUGCACAUAACUGAGGAUGGGCAGCUGAUUGCGUCUGGCCGGGAGGUGUCAUCGGUCGAGGCCCAGCUGGCGGGGGGGCAGAUCCAGAUCCCCGGGACUGCCACUCGCUACAUGUUGGUCGAGUCGUCUGGGGAGACGUCGCUCGUGGAGCAGAGGACUGUAGAUGAAGCCAGACAAGAAGGGGUGGAGCCCGACAAUGCUGUUUCUGAGUCCUCCACGGCUCUCGAUGCAUUGCUUUGUGCUGUCACAGAGUUGGGUGAACAAGGUGACGCUAGAGAGGGCGAGAUCACCACCACCGAUCACUUGCCGGAGGAGGAAUGCAGAGACGGGUCCUCCCAGACUGACACACAGAGUGAAACGCAGGUGUAUGAGGAGGAGGCGGAGUCAAUGGGCAUGGUCACUCAGAUCGUGGGUUCCCCUCACGAGCACACGUCUGAGAAGAUGCAAGAGGUGUUGCAGUUUGCAGCCAGUCAGUUGAUAAUGAAGGAGGGGCUUACGCAGGUCAUCGUUAAUGAUGAGGGGACACAUUAUAUCGUUACCCAGCUGGACGGCUCUACCCUGCAGGUAGAGGGUGCUGUUGUGGAGCCGACCACAGAGGGGACGAUAGUGUACUCACAAAUAAUUCCAGAGUGACAAAGAGAGAGUAGAUGCUUCUGAGGUUUCUUUGCAUAUCUCUUUCCUUGUAAAACUCAGUAAAAACUUCCUUUGACAUCACAUAUCAAAGCAAGCUAAUUGGGAUGGAUUGCUUUUACUUUAAAAAUAAUUUGUCUUGUUUUCCAGUAAAAAUAUCUAAACAAGAGAUGUUUACUUGAGAAGCAAAAUUGCAUCAGAUGUUGAAUAAUAUUUAAAAGUUUAGCGUUUUAUAUUUCAUAUGAGUUUAUUUUUCUUACCACAUUGGCAAUUUUUGUUAUUGUUUUAAGCAUAAAUGUAACUAAAUUAGUAAGUUUAGUAACCUUAAAAAAUGCCAGUAGGGUAAGAAGGUUCAACUUAAUUCAAGACAUAUUCUCUUAAAAAACAGGCCUUAUUAUCAUACACAAUUUUGCAUCUAAAUAAUAUUUUACGGAUGCUUAUAUAUCUUUACUGGAAAACAAGACAAAAAUACUGAAUAAAACAUGAUAUUUACAGUGCUGGUGCUAACAAUAUGCAAUAUACAUCAGCAACAUGCUUGUGACAUGAAUCUCUCUCUUUAGUGCUGAUUUGAUUUUUUUUUUUUCCUGUUUUUAUUUAUUUGUAGAAAUGCAGCAUAUACUUUUAUGAUGCCACUAAAUAUGUUCACAUUGGAACAACUAACAGCUUAUUUAAAGAUUUGUAGCAUUUUUAAGGUUAUGUCCUGUAGAUGCUUAGAUUCCUAAUGAUAACCUUGUUGAGCAUACACCUUCUGCUUGCUUCCCUUAUGUUUGAUCGAUUGAUGAUAUUUCAUAUGUUAAAUACCUUUUCUUGUGCUGCAUGUUCAUUGAGAGCUCAAGAACAUUUUAGACGACAUUCACAUAUGAUCAGACUGCAAACCUUGAAGAUCCUUCUGCUCUCAUAUACUGUUUAGUGGAAAAAAAUUUAAAUGUUUAAAUAUAACAUUAUUUAAAACCUGAUUGAGAAAAUAAUUUGUAUUCAAAUACAUUGUUUAACUUACUUAUGAAUAUAACGUCUUCAAAAUGUUCAACUGACCAGUUGCAGUUUGAGAGUUUAACUGCAGCUGGAGGGUUUUGGGUUGUUUUGGUCAUUGUUUCAUAAAAAUGCAGGAAGUUUGUGAAUUGUGUUUCUAAUCCUGUUCAUCGUUCUUUGUUAAUAAAAAACAUGAUCCGUUUAUUGAGAUGUGUUUGUUUCAAAAACAUUGUUGAAAUGUCAAAUGUAUGUACUAUUAAUAUAAAACUUCACAGGAAGUGUGUGUGUGUGUGUGUGUGUGUGUGUGUGUGUGUGUGUGUGUGUGUGUGUGUGUGUGUGUGUGUGUGUGUGUGUGUGUGUGUGUGUGUGUGUGUGUGUGUGUGUGUGUGUGUGUGUGUGUGAGAGAGAG